AUGUCAGAAUCAAUCAACGAGUCUUCAUCAAUAGUACCAUCGGGACCACCGGAUCGUCAAAUUCAUGGACGUCAACGGGCCAGGAAAGCUUGUAUUCCUUGUCGACAACGAAAGAGAAAAUGUGAUGUAGAGUUUCCUUGUGCAAUGUGUACACGUUAUGGGUACAAUUGUAGAUACACGGACGAACACAACCCUCCCAUCCCCAAUCUUUCAAAUGUACGGACAAUUCUCCCAGGUGUCAAUGAAAUGCGGCAUGAAGUUGUACGGUCAACAACAACAAACCAUGCACAUAAACGUCAAAGUAUAGCAAUUGGUCAAUCACCAUCCACAUCACCACAGAAUGUUGUCGACCAAGGUAUUUUUGACCCUCUGAGAUCACGAUACAUGAGUCAACAUUCUGCGGUUGCUUUCCCCCGGAGUCUUGGCGUGGAAUUUCAAUCGGCGAACCCUCCACCCCUUCAUUCUUUUGCUUGGAAUUGUGGAAUUCGACCAGAGGAAGCUGCAUCUGCCCAUACCAAUCUAACACAAUUGGUUUCUCAUGAUGACUUCAAGCGGUACUCGGACAUAUAUUUUUCCACAGUACAUGCGCCAUUUGGGUUUUUGGAUUGGCCAUAUUUCAUGAGACGAUGUGAUGAUUAUUGGAGUAAUCAAGGAAGAGAUUUGAAGUUCGGUGCUGUUGUUGGGGGAGUAGUGGCUUUGGGAUCGUUCUUUGCUUUUCGACUGGGUCAUCCUCGAGAAUUAGAUGUUGUUCAGCAUGUGAAGACGGUUCUUGAAGAUCCCACCUUUAGUCGCCAUCCUUCCAUUGAUCAAAUCAAUGCAUGGCUUUUACGGACCCUAUACCUUCGAUCAACUACUAGACCUCAUGUCGCAUGGCUUGCUAGCUGUAUUACGCUACAUUUGGCUGAGGCUACAGGCUUGCAUCAAGAAGUCCACUCGGUGCUCUUAACUACAGAAGGAGAUACUCAAGCAAAAAGAAUGGAUGAAGCAGAAAUAGAACGAGCAAGAAGAACUUUCUGGAUGACUUGGUCUGUUCAUACUAUCAUCUCAUAUGAAUAUGGAAGAUCUGCGGUAAUCCUCAACAGCAUAACUUGCAAGCCUGUCAAAGAUAGCAUGGGUGAUAAAACUGUAUUCCACAUCAAGAUUGCCCAACUGAUUCCCCGUGAUAAUAUGGUCAUCAGUUCGGCAACACAUAAGCAAGAACUUAUUGAUGGGUUGAAAGAACUCACCCAAAUUCCAGAUGAGCAUCCAUUUCUAUCACUCUCCAAGUCGGAUGUUUGUUUUUGUUUCUAUAGAAGACUAAGGCUUAUGAAACAGGGAUUGGAAAAAGAAGCAAUCCAAUCCAUCAUCGAUAUUGGAAACAGAGGCGCCGAAGCAGCAGAUACUUUCGCCCGUGAUGGCCAUCCAUGGUGGAAUAUCCUAUCAACCACAUUUCAAUACUUCUGUGUACUCCUAGCUAUCGACACCACCGAAAGUCUCUCGAAUGUAUCUUGGGUUUUGAAUAUCUUCGAAAGUAUCGUACGGAUAGUGGAUACGCAUUUAGCCCUUGAAGCAUUCGAUACGGCCAAGGUAUUGCUGAGGGAUAGUAUGGCGAAAAAGAGGAGGGAUCUGGGUUUCUUGGAACAUGCGGAUGGCCAGCAUGGCCCCGAGCUGGAGAGACAAGUGGAAAUUAAUUGGGAUGCGUUGCUGGAUCCAAUGUUUCCGGAUGCGUUGAUGAGUGAGGACUUUUCAAUAUAUAAUACAUGA
Messenger RNA from Sclerotinia borealis F-4128, 1743 nucleotides. Lineage: Eukaryota; Fungi; Ascomycota; Leotiomycetes; Helotiales; Sclerotiniaceae. The record is from the annotation of a GenBank genome assembly.